GGUUGAGCAAGGAGGGGGGGGCAGGAAAGAGGAAAAGGCCUUUUCCGGUGGGAAGGGGAGGCUUAGCUAUUGAAUGGCCAAAGAGACCGACCAACAAGUGGUUCAGGGUUGCAACAGAGGAGAAGAGAAGCCUUGCAGCCGGAUCUCGGGAAGGUUUACUCCCAACCACGUGAGUAAGCAUAUCUUUCCACAGUUGGAAGUAACCCAGGUGAAGGAGAUGGAAGACGAGGACCCAGAAGGACCUGGAAUUGGCAAGAGAUCAAGAAAAGGUCCCCAUCCAAACCAAGCAGGGAGUGGUGUUGAACUUUGGGAAAGAACUGUGUCGGAGACCAUGAUUCAGGACACAAUGACCACAGAUGUACGUAGCCGAUGCUUCCGGCAGUUCUGCUACCAUGAGGCCAGUGGGCCCCGAGAGGUUUGCAGCCAGCUCCAUGGACUUUGCAACCGCUGGCUGGAGCCAGAGAGACACACCAAAAAGCAGAUCCUGGACCUGGUGAUCCUGGAGCAGUUCCUGACUAUCAUGCCCCAGGAAAUGCAGUGCUGGGUCAGGGAAUGUGGGCCGGAGACCAGUUCCCAGGCGGUGGCCCUGGCUGAAGGUUUCCUCCUGAGUCAGGCAGAGGAGAAGAGGCAGGCAGAGCAGAUGUGGGUAACAUCAGUGAAGAUGGAAGCGAACUUCCCUGAGGUGGAGGGAUCUCCUUUGGUGGAAGAGCAGAGGGCUCAGGCCCAGGAGUGUGCCCAAGAUGCCCUCUCACGUGGCUGUGGGCAGGUGGUGUUCACCCAUUGUUUUGGCAGAGGUGUGGAAACAGCUGCAGCACCUCCAGUCCAGCAUCCAUUUUCCUUUGAGGAGGUGGCUGUGUAUUUCAGCGAGGCAGAGUGGGCCCUACUGGAUCCAGACCAAAGAACUCUCUACAGGGAAGUCAUGCUGGAGAACUAUGGGAGCGUGGCCUUUCUGGCAGGGGAUGAUCAGAGGAACGAGGAGGAUAAGGAACUGCAUCAUCUAUCUCCAGAUGAAGUCAGGAAUGAAGACCUGAGAGGAAACUUCAGGAAUCAAGGCAGACCCAAGAGGCAGAAAGGAAUCCACACAUUGCAGAAGAGGGAUGAACCCAUUCCUUGCCAGGGGGGAGAUUUCCAUGAAUUAAUUCAGAUGGUGGAGGAAAUGUACAAGUGCUUGGAGUGUGGAAUGAACUUCUCAGAUCAAACUCAAUAUAAUACCCAUUUGCAAAUGCACAGUGAAAAGAAGAUCCAUCAAUAUCAGGAGUGUGGAGCAGAACUAAUUAGAUAUCUAAGAACUCAUGCAGGAGAGAAACAUUACAGUUUUUCAGACUGUGGCAAGGGUUUCUCAGACCUUAUUAAACACCAAAGCAUUCAUUCAGUAGAGAAGCCAUUGAUCCAUUCAGAGAGUGAAAUUACAUCCUCUGAUGGAAGACAGAGAAGUCGACAUUGCCCAAGGAAUAUUAUAACGAAGGCAUGUAAAUGCUUUCACUGUGGAAGAUAUUUUAAGUACAGAUCACAGCUCCUUGUGCAUCGAAAAAUACACACAGGGGUGAAACCUUUUGCAUGUUCAGAUUGCGGCAAGACAUUCAGUUUCAAUUCCAAUCUACAACAACAUCUAAGAACUCAUACAGGUGAGAAGCCUUUUGAAUGCUCAGAGUGUGGAAAGAAAUUCAUUCAGAGUAACAAUCUUCUACAGCAUCAAACAACCCACACAGGGGAAAAACCUUUUGAAUGCUCAGAGUGUGGAAAGAAAUUUAGUCACAGAUGCAGUUUUCAACAGCACCUGAGAAUCCACAGAGGUGAGAAACCUUUUGAAUGCCCAGAGUGUGGAAAGAGAUUCAGGUUGAGUGGCCAUCUUCAGCUGCAUCAAAGAACUCACACAGGUGAAAGACCUUUUGAAUGUUCAAAGUGUGAAAAGAGAUUCAGGUUGAGUGGCCAUCUUCAGCGGCACCAGAGAACCCACACAGGGGAGAAACCUUCUCAAUGCUCAGAGUGUGGGAAGAGAUUCAGUCAGAGUGGCAAUCUUCAAAAACAUCUAAGAACUCACACAGGGGAGAAACCUAUUGAAUGCACAGAGUGUGGAAAGAGAUUCAGUCAGAGUAACAAUCUUCUACUGCAUCAAAGAACCCACACAGGGGAGAAACCGUUUCAAUGUUCAGAGUGUGGAAAGAGAUUCAGUCAGAGCAGCAACCUUCAACAACAUCUAAGAACUCACACAGCGGAGAAACCUAUUGAAUGCACAGAGUGUGGAAAGAGAUUCAGUCACAGAUAUAGUCUUCAACAGCAUCUGAGAAUCCACACCGGGGAGAAACCUUUUGAAUGUCCAGAGUGUAGAAAGAGAUUCAGCCAUAGUGGUCAUCUUCAGCGGCAUCUAAGAACCCACACAGGGGAGAAACCUUUUGAAUGCUCAGUGUGUGGAAAGAGAUUCAGUCAGAGUGGCCAUCUGCAACUACAUCUAAAAAUUCACACAGGGGAGAAACCGUUUGAAUGCUCAGAGUGUGGGAAGAAAUACAGUCAGAGUUAUGACCUUCAACAGCACCUAAGUAUCCACAGAGGUGAAAAACCUUUUGAAUGUUCAGAGUGUGGGAAAAGAUUCAGUCAAAGUGGUCACCUUCAACGACAUCAAAAAACCCACACAGGGGAAAAACCUUUUGAAUGCUCAGAAUGUGGAAAGAGAUUCAAUCAGAGUGCCCAUCUUCAAUACCAUCAAAGAACCCAUACAGGGGAGAAACCUUUUGAAUGCUCAGAGUGUGGAAAGAGAUUCAGUGAGACAGGUAACCUUCAAAAACACCUACAACUCCACACAGGGGAGAAACCUUUUGCAUGUUUAGAGUGUGGAAAGAGAUUCAGUCGGUUUUGUCAUCUUCAGCGGCAUCAAAGAAUUCACACUGGAGAGAAACCCUUUGAAUGCUCAGAGUGUGGGAAGAGAUUCAGUCAGAGUUAUGACCUUCAAAAGCAUCUAAGAACCCACAGUGGUGAGAAACCUUUUGAAUGCUCAGAGUGUGGAAAGAGAUUCAGUCAAAGUGGCAAUCUCAUGCAGCACAAAAGAACCCACACAGUAGAGAAACUUUUUGAAUGCUCAGAGUGUGGAGUGAAAUUUAGUCAGAGUUGCAGUAUUCUACAGCAUCAAAGAACUAGGGAGAAAUUGUUUGAUCAGAACAUAGUAAGAGAUUCGGUCUGAGUGGCCAUCUUUGCAAGCAAAAGGAGAAACCUUUUGAGUUCUUGGAGGGAUUCAAUCAAAGUGGCAAUGUUGUAUGCAUUGAACCCACAACGGGGGAGAAACUUUUCGAAUGCUCAUAGUGUGAAAAGAGAUUCAGUCUGAAGGACUAUCAGAGAAUCCACAAAUUGAGAAAUGGCCUAGCUUGUGAAAAGGGCUUUUCUCUUAUUUCACAUGAAAAAGUCAGCCAGAGACCACAGAAAUGCUUGAAAUCAUGUAAAAAAUUUUCAAAGUUCUUCUAUCUGCCCAGAAUCAUAACCCUAAAUCUGGAAGAAAUGAUAGAAAUAUUUGGAUUGAGGACAGAACUCAAAUAGGAAAGCAAGAAAGGAUGUGUUCUGAGGGUGGGAGGAGAUUCUUCAAUAACAACCCAUAUCUCCUUAACCGCUGAGGAAUCCACUCAGUGGAGGAACCUCAUAAAUACUAACUGUGUAGCAAGAGUGUGAGGCAGACAUCCAGCUUUCCUGUUUCUUAGAUUAUCACACAAGGGUAAACUUUUCAUGUACUGGGUUCUAGUGAGGCUUUUCUUUGAAUGCCCAGUUAUGAGAGGUUCACAAAUGCUCCAACAAUUGUUAUGCAAAGAAGGGCCUUUUUAGUGGUUGCGCCUCUUCAGUUUAUCUGCCAAGAUAAUUCCUUCUGAAAUCUGCAAAACUGGCAAAAAACAUACCUAUUUUCCAAAUCCUGUGAUGAAAUGGACACAUCAAGGAGAGCAGAUGUCUGUGGAUGAAUUUCAGGGAGUCUGUGAACUUGUAUGGAAAAAAUAUUACAUCUUUAUUUUCACUAACAUGUAACUGAAAUCCAGCAUUUCCUUUGAUUAUUAAUGUAGGCAACAAACCCCAGUAAUAUUAGCAGUACCUAUGACUUUUGUUACCCAGAGAAAUCACGGUUUUUUCAUAUCACAUUACAGUUGUUGCAGAUA
This is a messenger RNA of Heteronotia binoei (common prickly gecko), 4127 nucleotides long. RefSeq names its product zinc finger protein 420-like. NCBI's taxonomy places the organism in Eukaryota, Metazoa, Chordata, Lepidosauria, Squamata, Gekkonidae. The record is from RefSeq and is a predicted model, not a curated record. Bases 74 to 3175 code for a protein of 1033 amino acids. Gene Ontology annotation, biological process: regulation of immune system process; regulation of cytokine production; negative regulation of transcription by RNA polymerase II. The transcript is spliced from 6 exons.